Meriones unguiculatus (Mongolian gerbil) is the source of this 4119-nucleotide messenger RNA. Its product is annotated as zinc finger protein 33B-like. The coding region runs from base 1157 to 3154 and encodes 665 amino acids. The record is from RefSeq and is a predicted model, not a curated record. The transcript has 6 exons. Gene Ontology annotation, molecular function: DNA-binding transcription repressor activity, RNA polymerase II-specific. Gene Ontology annotation, biological process: negative regulation of transcription by RNA polymerase II. NCBI's taxonomy places the organism in Eukaryota, Metazoa, Chordata, Mammalia, Rodentia, Muridae.
UUCUAGUACUGCUGCUGAGUCCCCACGGGCAAGAAGAGGACCUCAAGACUCAGUUUCUCCGUCUCUACAUGGGCGUUCUUCCUGAACUUGCUCCUGGGUUGUUCUGGGCAGUGCCUGAGACAGGCUUUGGCUGGGAUGGUGGCAUUUGCUCAGGACCUGAAAGGGCCUGUCUUCCUUCAUUCCCUGUUCAUUAAGCCCUGUUCACAGUCACUGUCACAGCCGUGUUCUAACAGAGAAGAAAGACUGAGGGGGCAGGGUGAAGGGCGUAGUAUGCAGAAGAGAGUUAGGAUGCAAACUCCAAAUCGAGAAUUUCCAAAUUGCAAGAUUGAUUCAAUCUAGGCUCUGUCUCUGUCUGUCUGUCUCUCUCUCUCCUUCCUUCCCUCCCUCUUUUCCUUUCUCCCUUCCUCCCUCCUGUAUUAAGCUGCACAUGGCUCCUCCCCAAUGGCCAUAGGACCUGCCUGGAGGGUGGAGAGCUGAGUCUUCCCUAGGGUUCCUGGGAUUAUUGCUCAGUCAAGGCUUCUGAGCCCUUUUUCUGGGCCACCUGUUCGUGCCCACUGCAGUUAACAGACCCCCAAGCUGGUCUUCCAGCAGUUUUCAAGAGUCACCCAAUGCUCUAAGGCCCAACAGAUAGCUGGGUACGGAGCUCCUAAUGUCUGCAGAGAGGCCUCCAAAUUCAUCUUUCUGUCUAGUUUUGGUGGUGUAGCCAUUGGUCUGGACUUUCACUGUGACAUUCACCAUGGUAGGGAGUAGUUAUUCAAGGAAGAAAGAGGGAGAGAGAGAGAGAGAGAGAAAGUCCAGUCAAAUUGAAAGUCCUCUGGAUUACAGUUCCUGUGCACACCAGAAGCAGGACUCUUCCCCUAGGGGAACCCUUCCUCUCCUCUCUUGAGCGCAGUGCACCACAGCCGCAGGGUAGAGGCCCAAGAAACGGGCAGAGCCCACGUGCAGCUUGUGAAGCAGCUGCUGAGCCUUCCGCCCUGUGACACCGCCUCACUAGACACCUGUCCAUCAGCAGCAGCUGAGCCAGCUUCCAAAGGAAGGAGAAGACCUGCGUUUGGAUCCAGCGCUCAAAGCCACUCACAGUCACCUGUAACUCCAGCUCCAGGGAAUCGGAUGCCGUCUGGCCUCGCCUCCGCAGCUCUCUCGGAAACAGACGGACAUGAACACAACGCAGGGACAAGUGUCAUUCGAAGAUGUGUCUGUGGUCUUCACUCAGAAGGAGUGGCAGCUGCUGGACACCUCACAGAGGCACUUGUACAGGGAGGUGAUGCUGGAGACCUACAGACACCUACAAGCAGUGGGACACAAUGUAAGCAAACCUGAGCUGAUAUGGAAGUUGGAACAAGGAGAAGGUCCCUGGGAACCUCCAUACCACAGCCUCUCAGAAGUUCAGAGGGCCAAUACCAUGGCAACAAGUGAAGAAAAUGAAGGCAAAUAUCUGAGUCACGUUUUAUCUGUCAGCAACAAAACACGAACUAAGAAAAGAAGCAAGGCUCUGAAAGAAAUAAUUCAUCCGGCCACAAACUCAGUGGCCUCAAGAGAAAUACACCAGCAGUGUCACUCAACUGAAACAAGCUUGGAAAACGUUGCAGGAUUAUUAAUUACUGAUAGUAGUAACUAUGCCAUAGAAAAGUUUGAUGGUUUAGGUGGGUCUAGAUCCCUUGAUACUGAGCAUGAAAAUACUCGUCUAAGAUGCAAAACCCGUGAAAGCAAUCAAAAGAAGAAACCCAACAGUCCUAGGGAAGGCCUUACUCGACAUCAGACCUUGCAUUUGGAGCAAGUUCUUGAAUAUAAAAAUUGUGGGGAGGCCUCAUCCAGAAAGACAGCCUCUGGAAGACAUGAGACAGUUAACACAGGACAAGAGCCCUCUCAGGAUGGCAAAUACAUGAAAGACACUGCCCACAGGAUAAGGUUCCAGUCUUUUCUAAGAACCCUGAGGGAAAGGAAGGCACAAGAGGCCGUCAAAAGUGGAAAAGCCUCAUGUGUGAUGUCAGCACGCCAACAUCCAAGAACUCACGUAAGGGAAAAGCACUGUGAAUGUGAUACGCCUGAAAAGUCCUUCAAUGAGAAAUCAUAUCUCAGCAGACAUCACAGAAAGCAACCAGGAGAAAAGCCUGGUGAGUGUGAUGUAAGCGAGGAAGCCUUAAGAAACCCACCCGACAUCCCGAAGAAGAAAAUUCCUGUGGGAGGGAAGAGUGAUGGCUGUGGGAAAUGUGGAGGAACCCUCCCUGGAAAGCCAGGCCUUACUCAGACACAGAGGACUCACACAACAGAAAGACCGAAGAGUGCCAACAGCCAGACAGCCUUAAAGAAAUCACAUUCAACCCUAAAACAGAGAAUUAGCACAAGAGAGAGAAAGUGCAACAGAAAUGAGUGUGAGAAAUCCCAGGCCUCCUUCCUCACGGAACCAAAACGUACUCGACAACAGAGAGCAUCCUCAGAGGAGAAAUCGGGUGAGAGUAAGGGAAGUGAGAAGUCAGCCCUUGGUGAAAACCAGAGCGCUCACAAAGAACAGAAAGCCCAUGAGUGUCACAACUGUGAGGAAGGCUGUCCCAAGAAAGCAGGACUUACUCAGCAGCAGAGUUCAGACACUGGGAAAAAACCCUAUGCAUGCAAGGAAUGCGACAAAUCCUUCCUGGUGAAGUCAAACCUCACUGAACACCAGAGAACUCACACCGGAGAAAAACCCUAUGAAUGCAACCAGUGCGGGAAGUCAUUCUGCCAAAAGUCUGCCCUCAAGGUACACCAGAGGACCCACACGGGAGAGAAACCGUACAAAUGCAACGAAUGUGGGAAAACCUUCUGUGUGAAGUCGAACCUUACGCAACACCGAAGGACCCACACGGGAGAGAAGCCCUACAAAUGCAGCGAUUGCUGGAGAUCCUUUUGUGUCAAGUCCAACCUUGUCGUGCACCAGAGAACCCACACAGGAGAAAAACCCUACAAGUGUCGUGAGUGUGGGAAGACCUUCUAUGAGAAAUCUGCCCUCACAAAACAUGAGCGGAUUCACACAGGGGAAAAACCCUACGAAUGUGAUGAAUGCAAAAAAAAUUUCAGCCAGAGGUCAGCCCUUACCAAGCAUCAGAGAAAAACACACAAGAAGAAGACAACCACCGCUUCCCUUCCUGGGAGUGAAUCAACAAGUAAAACUCACUGAACAGCAACAAAACCUGAAAGCAAGGAUGCUACCAUGGCAACCCAUGUAGGAAAGAGAUCACUAACAGGUUAAAUAGUGACAGAAACUAGAGAAUUAAUGUAGGUCUGAAAGCAUAAGAAAACAUUUCAAACACGUAACUAUUUUUAACAGGUCUUCAACAUUGUUGAAGGAAAAAUACAUAAUCUUAAUGAAUAAGAAGAAAAAUGUCCUUGUGAAAAUAUUGCCUAACUAGAAGUUAUAUUUCAGAUGUGAUGAAAACCCAAUUACAUGACAGAUAAAAGCAUGCCAUCUGUUCUUAACGGAACGUGAAGCAUGGAUCUUUCAUAACAAUGAUAAUUUAGCUUUUACUGAUUCAGUUGUAACAAACAGUCAUCUUUUGCCUACCCAUCUUGAUUCUCUUCAUCAUGUUCUCCCCGUUUGCUUUCUGGGAGUUUGUUUAAUUUUUUUUUUCAAUAGUAAAGAGAACAUUGACCAAGACAAAGGAAGGAAAGGGGUAAAAGCCCAAAGCAGUGGAACUGAGCAAACGGAAGCAGCAUGAACAAGGAAUCUCUCUGUUAAAGAUGUGUGUGUGUGUGUGUGUGUGUGUGUGAGAAUGUUGAGUUUAAAAACUAUGUUCAGGGGCUAGUAAAGGCUCUUGGUAUACAAGCCUGAUGACCUCAGUUUGAUUCCUGGAACCCAUGUAAAGCUGGGAUGAGAGAACUGACUCCACAUAUUUGUCCUCUGACCCCAAACAUCCACUGUGGCAUACACACGGCCACAUACAUGUGUGCACACAUGUAUGCACACACUGAUAAUAAGUAAAAUAAAAAAUUUAAACAACUACAAAGACCCUAAAUCUAACACCGGGUAGUUUGUCAAAGAGAAGAAGGGGAAGAGGAGGAAGAAGAAAGUAAUUUAAAGUCAGUUGAAAGAGGGAUUUGAAAGUUAAAAGACAGCAAAAGGAUAUAUUUUUAAAUCCAAUAAAG